AGAACGCUUCUUCUAUGCAAACUCACAGCCUAGCUCCGCCCCCACUGCGGCGUCUUGCGUGAUGACGUAGCCUUUUUCAAUCUGAUUGGCUCCGUGUCCCGUCGCCUACUGACUGACGCAUGGUACAAAGGGGCGGCUGCUGGCGGCGUGUGCAGCUCCCUCCAGCUCAGCUCCACCUACCCCGCAUCAUCAUCAUGGCAGGUCCUUAAGCCACAAUCUCAUCACAGCUCAGCCCACCUGAACCCUCUCCAACACAGGAUAAAAUACUUGUGGCCCCUCCUGCAUCUGCUCCUGCCUAGGAUUGUUCAUACAUCGCUUGUGGAUUGGCAUUUGAACAAUGGAAGUCCUUCAAAAACACAAUGAGCUGGACUGCAACCGGUGCAGUUUUCAUGGUACAGAUUCUAAGAGUGUACAGCUCCAUAUGGGAACUAUACAUCCAGAAUUUUGCGAAGAAAUAGAUACUGGUGGUUUGGGAAAACUGGUCUUUUACCAAAAAAGUGCAAGAUUGUUCCACUGUCACAGAUGUUUUUUCACAAGCAAAAUGUUUUCCAAUGUGUAUUAUCAUAUCUUGGGCCAGCAUGCAGCACCUGACAAGUGGAUGGAUAAAGCAAAACCUAUUAUAAUGCCCAAGACAGAACAAGCUUUGUCUCAGGGCUUUGAAAGAAAUGAUUCUGAAAGUAUGAUCAGUGAAGAUGAAAAAUCUGAGGAAAAAUUCAAGCUGAAAGAUGUAAAAUCUGAAGAAAAUGACACACUCACUUCUUGGCCAGAGAAUGUGCAGUGCCAGGUUACUCAGGAUAAUUCUGACAUUGAGUUUAAAAGCAGCAGCAACAGCAGCAUAGAGAAGGAAAGUGCCAUCUUUCCUGAAACUAAAGACUCAAGCUGUGAUCCGGAAUCUAGCAGCAGUAGUGAUAACCUAAGCACAAAGAAAUCUGUACAGGGAAAUGUUGGCGCUGAGUUUUCUGAUGUCGCUUCUUCCUUUUCAAAAGAUAUCCCAGAGUUUUCAGAUGAAGACGAUGAACCAGCCUUGCCUGGUGGGAUACCACAUUUUUCUGAUGAUGAAACUAUACCUCAGUCAAAAGAUGCUCAAGAGUCUUCAGAUGAGGAUGUGUUACCUGACCAUUCAAGAGGGAUUGAGGAUAUUUCUGAAGAUGAGAUGCCACUGGAAGAAAAACAUGUGGAUAAUAUAUCUGAAGAUGAAAGUGCUCCAGCUCAGUCAAAACCAGAAGAUUCGUCUGAUGAAGAGGACAUGUCAGCCCCAGUUAAAGAAAUGAUGGAGUUCUCUGAUGAUGAAGAAGAUAAUACAGCUUUGUCAAAAGAUGACAUGGAUUUCUCAGAAGAAGAGGAGGAGGAGGUGAUUGAUAAACGUAAAAAUGUGGAGACCACUAACGCCUCUAAAAUUGUCAUGGAUUUCUCAGAAGAAGAGGAGGAGGAGGUGAUUGAUAAACGUAAAAAUGUGGAGACCACUAACGCCUCUAAAAUUGUCAUGGAUUUCUCAGAAGAAGAGGAGGAGGAGGUGAUUGAUAAACGUAAAAAUGUGGAGACCACUAACGCCUCUAAAAUUGUCAUGGAUUUCUCAGAAGAAGAGGAGGAGGAGGUGAUUGAUAAACGUAAAAAUGUGGAGACCACUAACGCCUCUAAAAUUGUCAUGGAUUUUUCAGAAGAGGACGAAGCAACAAAUGUAUCAAGAAAUGUAAUGGAGUUUUCAGAAGAUGAAGAAACCACCAUUGCAACAAGGAAUAUAAUGGAGUUUUCAGAAGAGGAAGAAACCCCAGGUUUGUCAAAGGAAAUAAUGGAGUUUUCAGAAGAUGAUGAUGACGACGACGAUGCAGCCCCAGCAAUGUCAAAGAGCAUCAUGGAGUUUUCAGAAGAGGAGGACUGUUCUCCUCAAUCCAAAAACAUGCCCAAAUAUUUAGAGGGUAAUUCAACACCAACUCAGUCAAAAGACUUUGAGUAUGGUGAAGAGGCUGAUAUAUCUGUGAUGAAGGGGUCAUCACCGUUUUCAGAAGAUGAGUGUACAUCUAAGGGACUCCCAAGAGACUUUGUAGAUAAAACUAAGAGUCUCAGUAGUACAGCACACUUGUCUGGAACCUCACAAUUUUCAGAGUAUGCAGGUCCUCCAUCAUGGUCCAAAGAUGGACUCGACACUUCAGACUCUGGUGAUGUUUCGUUAAGUGCUCCAGACGCUUUGGAUACACCAGAUGAUAAAGAUGGUUUUCUAAAAGAUGAGGAAAUAUUAAAACACAUUAAACGUCUCAAAGGCAAAUAUCAGUGCAUGUUGUGUGAUUUAAAACCAUUAAAAAGAGGGCCUAUUUUGCACCAUUUAAUCACCAAACAUAACGUUCCUAGUCCUUUUAUUUGUAAAACAUGUGGGGAGACAUUUGUAGUGGAGACCCAUCUGAAAACCCAUCUCUCUUCUUCUCAUACAAAGGGUUUGUAUAAAUGUCAUAGAUGUAAUUUCCAAACGGAUCAUCCAAGAGGUUUCAAAAAACACCAAACACAUUGUGACAGAUGCCACAAAGAUGAUACAAUUAAGCCUGUUGUCAGCCUUCAGGAAGGAGACCACAAGGAGUAUGGACUUUAAGGAACUAUUGCUUAUAGAUGUCAACAUUUCAUCCUGCACUAGAAGAUGUAUGUGCCCUAAUGUGUGAUCUUUGGUUCUGCCUCACUUGGCUUAUAGAAAAGGAAUUGUAGAUGGCAUAAUGGUACAUGUUAGAAAAGUGUUUUGAAUUUUUCAACAUUUUUACCAUCCUUGUUAAAGAGAAGAAGUAGAAAAAUUUUUUAGAACUAUUGAUGUCACCUAUUAAAAAAGUAUUUUUGUCCAUUUCUUAAAUUUGUGAUUUUCUCUUUUUCCCUAGUAGAGAAAUUUGUAUCAUGUUAUGCUGUUACGCACUCACAAAUCUUAUGUAUGUAUACUGGGUUACUGGGUCUUGUUAAAAAAAAAAAAAAAAAGUAAAGAUAGGGAAAUAAUUGUUGCCUGUAACACCCAUCAUAACUUCCUCCAUGGCAAGAAGCCAGUUUAUUAUUUUCGGUAGUGUUUUUCAUAAAUAAGGCCCUGCUUUUUUGUUUUGUUUACUGUGAAUUUUUCCUGUGCAGUGUUCUAUUAGUGAUGGUCUUAUUUAUACAGUACUUUAUUCUUUCUAAUAUUAGGAUUAGAACUGGGCGGUAUGACCAAAAAUGUGUAUCACUGUAUUUUUGUAACAUAUGGCUGUUCCACGGUAUAUAACAGUAUCCCCCCCCCUCCCCCAAAUCAUGUGACCCACGAGCGCUGUUCUGCUUCUCCCCCCCCCCCCCCCCCCCCAAUUAAUUAUCAGCCCAGCGCUGCCCUCCUUGUCCUCCUGUUUGCUGUGGGCCGCCGGCGCUGGAACUCUGUACUGUACGCUGUAUACCUAUGCCCGGGCUGCAAAAGAUCAACAAAAUAAACUUUAACUCGCCUUCCCUUGUUGGUCCGGGAUCAGCCUCACCUGCUUCCUGGGGAUGGGAACGUCGGAGAGACGUCAGCUUAUCACCGGCCGCAGCAACAGCGGGCUUCUUACAUGACAGUGCGCUCAACCUAUCACCGGCCGAGGCAGAACAUCACUGUGGCCGGUGAUAGGCUGACGGCUCUCCGACGUUCCCGUCCCCAGGAAGCAGGUGAGGCCGGUACCGAAGAGGAGUUAGUUUAUUUUGUUUAUCUUUUUGCAGCCCGGGCAUAGGGAUACAGCGUACAGUAUAGUGUCAGCGCUGGCGGCCCGCAACAAACAGGAGGCCGAGUAGUGCAGUGCUUGCGGGUGACAUGUGAUUAGUUCCCCGAUGGGGACAGCGCAGCGCUGGGCUGAUAAUUAAUUGGAGGGGGGGGGGAGGGGAGAAGCAGAACAGCGCUUUCAGGUCACAUAUGAUUAGUUCCCCGAUGUGGGGACAGCGCAGCGCUGGGUUAAUAAUUCAUUCCCGAGGGGGAGGGGCCCAACCGACAUUGCAGUAUGGGAAAAAUUCAUAUUGUGCAGUACAAAAAUUUCGGUAUGAACCGGUAUACCGCCCAGCACGUAUUAGGCUAUUACUAGAAGUGGAGAAUAUUUUUUUUCUGCUUGCAAUUUAUUUUUAAUACACAUCAGCUUGUUUUAGUAUAUUGGUACACAUUUGUAUUACUAAAACAUUGUAUUAUAAAGUUGUAUAAUUCAACGUAUGCCUUGUUUGUACUUAGAUCCUUUAAUAUGUUGCUGCUUGGCACACCUGUAAACAAUGUUCAUCUUCAAUCUUCAGCUGCAUGUUUUUAUUGAAUUAAAACACAGCAGCCAGAUUUUUUCAAAUCUCUGCAUUACAGGGAAUUUGGCAACAUAGAGCAACACUUCCAAUCCCUAAACUACUGAAGUAAAAGGAUAUAGGUGAAAACGUAGAUUCUGAAUUUUACCCUAAUUGCAUUCCUCUCCAGUAAGGCUGAGUUCACACUAAGUAUUUUGGUCUGUAUUUUAGCCAAAACCAAAAUAGUAAGAAAAUCCAGAUGCUGCUGUGCCAAAGCGUGUUGUUUGCAUGCAACUUGCUUUUUUAUGUUUUACCCAGUGAAACAAUAAAGAGUUUGAAGUUUUAAAACUC
Messenger RNA from Hyla sarda, 4566 nucleotides. RefSeq names its product dentin matrix acidic phosphoprotein 1-like. Bases 338 to 2581 code for a protein of 747 amino acids. Gene Ontology annotation, biological process: attachment of mitotic spindle microtubules to kinetochore. The record is from RefSeq and is a predicted model, not a curated record. Lineage: Eukaryota; Metazoa; Chordata; Amphibia; Anura; Hylidae. The transcript is spliced from 3 exons.